Molecule: messenger RNA, 162 nt
Organism: Cooperia oncophora
Lineage: Eukaryota; Metazoa; Nematoda; Chromadorea; Rhabditida; Trichostrongylidae
Source: the annotation of a GenBank genome assembly
AUGCAGCUCCAGUUUGAGAAUAUGAAUAAGCGAAGAGAUGGUCAAAAAGAGAUUUACACUCACUUCACAUGUGCCACGGAUACCAACAACAUUCGGUUCGUGUUUGAUGCCGUCACGGAUAUCAUCAUUCGUGAGAAUCUGCGCCAAUGUGGCCUGUUCUGA